AUGGGCCGUAAAAAAUUGAGCCGCGCACGUGAAUCAAUCAUUAACUCUCUUUCACUUGUUACAAAGUCAGGCAAAUAUUCACUUGGUAUUUCCCAAACACUUAAAUCACUUCGCAAUGGCGAAGCAAAACUCGUAAUUUUUGCUUCAAAUGUUGCCCCUGCUCAUCGUUCUCUCAUUGAGUACUACGCUAUGCUCUCUGGUUGCGAUAUCCUUCCUUUCGAUGGUGAUAACGUUGAUCUUGGUACUGCUUGCGGUAAGUACUUCCGUUCAUCAGUCAUCUCUAUUAUUGAUGCUGGUGAGUCAGAGAUACUUAAGAUGAUUAAGCAAAAAGACGAAUAA
Trichomonas vaginalis G3 is the source of this 339-nucleotide messenger RNA. RefSeq names its product structural constituent of ribosome. The transcript has a single exon. The coding region runs from base 1 to 339 and encodes 112 amino acids. Gene Ontology annotation, molecular function: RNA binding; structural constituent of ribosome. Gene Ontology annotation, cellular component: cytosolic large ribosomal subunit. The record is from RefSeq and is a predicted model, not a curated record. Lineage: Eukaryota; Parabasalia; Trichomonadida; Trichomonadidae.